AUGAAGCUCAGCAAGCGAGUCAUCAGAAUGGGGAAGUCCUCAGCAAUCAAGAAGGUCGCCGAACAUCUAAAGAAUCACCCCGAAGCCAAGGUGAUCUUUAUGGUUGGGGCUGGCAUAUCAACUUCCUGCGGGAUCCCCGACUUUAGGUCACCUAAAACUGGUCUAUAUCAUAACCUUGCCAAGCUGAACUUGCCCUUUGCUGAAGCGGUAUUUGACGUGGACUACUUUGACAAGAAUCCACAGCCGUUUUAUACUUUGGCGAGGGAACUAUAUCCUGGUAACUUCAAGCCAAGCAAAUUUCACUAUUUGAUGAAGCUUUUUGAGAACAACAAGAGACUUCAGAGAAUCUACACACAAAACAUAGACACCUUGGAACAUCAAGCUCUAAUCAGUGGGAGCUACGUAAUCGAAGCCCAUGGUAGCUUCUCGAAAAAUCACUGCAUCAAGUGCUCGAAGGAGUAUCCUUUGGAAAAAUUCAAAUCCAAACUAAAGAUUGAUGAAACACACUCUGAAGAUUCUGGCUCGACUGAUUUUGAUUAUGCAAGAUGCGAUGACUGUGGUGGACUUGUGAAGCCUGCUAUUGUCUUUUUCGGAGAAGGCCUACCAAGCAGAUUUUUCGAUACCUGGGAAGAAGAUCAAGAAUGGUUUCUCAAAGAAAAGGAGAAGAACCAUCUAGUGCUAAUAGCUGGAACUUCUCUUACAGUCUAUCCAUUUGCUUCACUACCUGAAGAGGUACCGCCCGAAGUAAGAAGAGCUUUAAUCAACCAAGAGCUGGUUGGUGAUUUUAAGGCAUUUCCUCGAGAAGAAGAUAUCAUCAUCCACGGGGACGUUGAUGAUGCGGCGCAGAAAUUAGCCGCCGAGCUUGGCUGGUUAACAGACCUUGAACUAUUAGCCGCUGGCGGGCAGGAAGCUUCUGCAACCGAGGAAGUAGAAAUACUAGUUUCACAGCUUGGAGGAUUGGAUUUAGACGGCAAGAUAUCGACAGAAAAGACGGAAACAUGA
Molecule: messenger RNA, 1002 nt
Organism: Torulaspora globosa
Lineage: Eukaryota; Fungi; Ascomycota; Saccharomycetes; Saccharomycetales; Saccharomycetaceae
Gene: HST2
Product: histone deacetylase HST2
Exons: 1
Coding region: 1-1002 (333 amino acids)
Molecular function (GO): NAD+ binding; histone deacetylase activity, NAD-dependent
Source: RefSeq, a predicted model, not a curated record